This is a messenger RNA of Drosophila obscura, 2727 nucleotides long. It is a transcript of the gene Gpo1, whose product is annotated as glycerol-3-phosphate dehydrogenase, mitochondrial. Gene Ontology annotation, cellular component: glycerol-3-phosphate dehydrogenase (FAD) complex; mitochondrion. Bases 409 to 2592 code for a protein of 727 amino acids. The transcript has 7 exons. The record is from RefSeq and is a predicted model, not a curated record. Gene Ontology annotation, biological process: glycerol-3-phosphate metabolic process. Lineage: Eukaryota; Metazoa; Arthropoda; Insecta; Diptera; Drosophilidae. Gene Ontology annotation, molecular function: calcium ion binding; glycerol-3-phosphate dehydrogenase (quinone) activity.
CGAGAUUCACGAACGACUUGCUGGCCAAUUAGCUGGCUAGACACUCAAAAGUCACAGGGGCGCGGCGUGGCAGAAUUACAACAGCUGUUGGUUGACCGAGUACUGCGAACCGAGCACCGAGCACGAUUUCCGAGCGGCAAGGCAAGCACACUGUAGCAUUGCAUAUUGCACUGAAAGCUGCCGAGCCAAAAAGCUGCACCUGCACUUGCACAGUGCACUCUGCCAGCAAACGAGACGGACCGGACAGAGCAGACGGAGGAGCUACUUAGUGGCGCAGCAGGAAAGGGUUUCGCUUCCAGUACCAGUAUCAGCAUCAGCAUUAGCCACAGCAUCGGCAGUGGAAUAGCAGCAAUAGCAAUAGCCAGAAGGCAAACGCACAAGCAACUAUCAAAAGGAACUCCUUGAGCGAUGUCUUCGCGGAUGUUCAAGUUCGGCGUGACUGCCACCAGUGCAGCCGUGGGCUCAGUGCUAGCCGCCUGGAGCCUUGACCACUGGAACACCCCCCGCGUGGUGAACAAUGCUGCGGUGGCACCGCCAAAGAGGAAGCGCACACUGCCCAUGCGGUCGGAGCAGAUCAGCUCCCUGAUGAGCGGCGAGGAGUUCGAUGUGCUGAUCAUCGGUGGCGGAGCCACUGGCGCCGGGUGUGCCCUCGACUCGGUGACACGAGGUCUGAAGACGGCUUUGGUGGAACUGGACGAUUUCGCCAGUGGCACCUCGUCGCGCUCCACCAAGCUCAUCCACGGUGGAGUGCGGUACCUGCAGAAGGCAAUUCUGGGCCUAGACCUUGAGCAGUACCGGAUGGUGAAGGAGGCUCUCCAGGAGCGCGCCACCAUGCUCGAAUCGGCACCCCACUUGACCCAUCCGCUGCCCAUCAUGCUGCCUGUUUACACGUGGUGGCAGGUUCCGUACUACUGGGUGGGCAUCAAGGCCUACGAUUUGGUGGCUGGUGACCGCAACGUGAAGAGCUCCUACUACCUGUCCAAGAAGGACGCACUGGAGCUGUUCCCUAUGCUCAAGAAGGACAAACUGUGCGGCGCCAUCGUGUACUACGACGGACAGCAGGAUGACGCCCGUAUGUGCCUGGCCGUGGCCCUGACGGCCGCCCGGCACGGCGCCACCGUCUGCAACCACGUGGAGGUGAAGGAGCUGCUGAAGAAGGACGACGGCACCGGCAAGCAGGUGCUGUGCGGUGCCAAGGUCAAGGACCACAUCUCCGGCAAGGAGUUCACCGUGAAGGCCAAGUGCAUUGUGAACGCUUGCGGCCCCUUCACGGACUCCAUCCGCAAGAUGGACAAUCCCACGGUGAAGAGCAUCUGCUGCCCCAGCUCCGGCGUGCACAUCGUGCUCCCCGGCUACUACAGCCCCGACCAGAUGGGCCUGCUCGAUCCCUCGACCUCCGACGGACGCGUUAUCUUCUUCCUGCCCUGGCAGCGACAGACGAUCGCCGGCACCACCGACCUGCCCUGCGAUAUCACCCACAACCCCAUCCCCACCGAGGACGAGAUCCAGUUCAUUCUGAAAGAGAUCAAGAACUACCUGAAUGCGGACGUAGAGGUGCGACGCGGCGACGUCCUGUCUGCUUGGAGCGGCAUCCGGCCGCUGGUCUCCGACCCCAACAAGGACGACACCCAGUCCCUCGCCCGUAACCACAUCGUCCACGUCAGCCCCUCCAAUCUCAUCACCAUUGCCGGCGGCAAGUGGACAACAUAUCGCGCUAUGGCCGAGCACACCAUCGAUGCGGCCAUCAAGGCCUGCAAUCUGAAGCCGGAGCGGGAGGAGGCCGUUACCUCCUUCCUGAAGAUUGAGGGCGGCCAGGGCUGGACACCGACCAUGUACAUCCGCCUAGUGCAGGACUUUGGUUUGGAGUGCGAGGUGGCCCAGCACUUGGCCAAGUCGUACGGCGACCGCGCCUUUGCCGUCUCCAAGAUGGCCUCGCUGACGGGCAAGCGCUGGCCCAUCAUCGGCAACCGCAUCCACCCCGAGUUCCCCUACAUCGACGCCGAGAUCCGCUACGGCGUGCGCGAAUACGCCUGCUCGGCCAUCGACAUGAUAGCACGCCGGCUACGACUGGCCUUCCUCAACGUGCAGGCGGCGCAGGAGGCGCUUCCCGUGAUCGUGGACAUAAUGGGCGAGGAGCUGCAGUGGUCCAAGGAAGAGAAGGAGCGCCAGAUCAAGCAGGCCACCGAGUUCUUGGCCAACGAGAUGGGACACUCUGUGAACCGCACCUCCAAGGAGCGCAUACCGAUUAAGCUGUCCAAGGAGGAGAUCCAGACCUACAUCAAGCGCUUCCAGCUGAUCGACAAGGACAAGAAGGGCUAUGUCUCCAUCAACGACAUCCGCCGCGGCCUCAAGACCUUCGGCGAGGGCGACGUCUCCGGCGAGCAGCUGCACGAGAUCCUCCGCGAGAUCGAUACCAACAUGAAUGGCCAGGUGGAGCUCGACGAGUAUCUACAGAUGAUGUCCGCGAUCAAGACGGGCGACGUGGCCUACUCCCGGUUUGCCCGCAUGGCCGAGCUGGAGGAGCAGAAGCAGGAGGCUGCCAGUAUCAAGCAGAAGAAGAUUAGCGUGGACCGCUCUGGCGGCGGCUUGUAAGCGCGCGACUUAAGAACGACAACGACGACAUCCCCAGUCCACUCCCUCACCACCUUCUAGAGCAACGUUUUAGGUUUAAGAUCGGAGAUCGAACUUCUUUUUAUUUUGCCGUUAAUAAAACUCUUUCAACUCUCA